Ciona intestinalis (vase tunicate) is the source of this 1740-nucleotide messenger RNA. Its product is annotated as MAP kinase-activated protein kinase 5. Gene Ontology annotation, molecular function: ATP binding; protein kinase activity. Gene Ontology annotation, biological process: protein phosphorylation. The record is from RefSeq and is a predicted model, not a curated record. Lineage: Eukaryota; Metazoa; Chordata; Ascidiacea; Phlebobranchia; Cionidae.
GAACAGAUAGUUUUAAUUUAUUAUUAACCGUAUCACAAUGAAUGUUGAUAUGAAACUGGAGCCAAAAACAACAUCUAUUACUGACGAAUAUGACGUUGAUUGGAACCAAAAACUAGGAACAGGUAUUUCUGGCCCAGUUCGUGUGGCAACAAAACGCAGCACUGGUGAUAAAUACGCGAUUAAGGUUGUUGUCGAUCGGCCAAAAGCCCAGCAGGAAAUCCAGAUGCAUUGGAUGUGUAGUGGCCAUCCACAUGUAGUUAAUUUGUAUGAAGUUUAUCGCAAUGAGCUUCAGUUUCCUGGUGAAUCCGAAUCCCAGUCACGUUUGUUGCUUGUGUUAGAAUUGAUGGAUGGAGGAGAACUCUUCUUUCGCAUCAGCAAGCAACAUGGCUUUACUGAGCGGCAUGCAGCAGCCACUACCAUGCAGAUAGCGCUUGCAGUACAGCAUCUACAUAGUUUAAAUAUCGCUCACAGAGACUUAAAACCAGAGAAUCUGCUUUAUAAAGACUCAUCUGAUGAGUCACCCAUUAAGCUAUGUGACUUUGGCUUUGCAAAACUUGAUAAUGGUGACUUGAUGACCCCACAGUUUACACCCUAUUACGUUUCACCACAAGUUCUGGAAGCGCAACGACGACACAGAAGAGAGCGAUCUAGUGUAUCUGUAUCGUCACCUUAUACUUAUGAUAAAAGCUGUGACAUGUGGUCUUUAGGAGUUAUCAUUUAUAUCUUACUGUGCGGUUAUCCCCCAUUUUACUCUGAGCACCCUUCUUCUCGUCGAGCAAUAGACCGCAGCAUGAGGCGUAAAAUUAUGAAUGGAACCUAUAAUUUUCCAGAGCGAGAGUGGGAAAGGGUUUCUGAACCAGCCAAAGACAUUGUUCGUAAACUUCUCUGUGUUGAUCCCCAUGAACGCAUGAGUAUUGAAGACCUAGUUCAGCAUCCUUGGUUAAAUGAAGAGGUUCCAGACACUCUACUUCAGUCACCUGUGUUCAUGUCCAACAAGGCAAACAUGCAAGAUACAAUUGCCCUUCACUCUUCGCAUGUACGUAAUAUGAGGAUACCUGAUCGGCCAAGUAAGUUAAAACCUGUUGAAUCUGCCGUGAAUCCAAUUUUAGUGAAAAGACAACAGAUCAUGCGUCAAGGAGAAGAAGGAAGAAAGAUGCAUUCACCAUCUCCACCUCCACCACCUCCUCCAUACAUAAAAGCAGUACGUGAUGUGAUUGCUUGCUGUCUCAUCCCCAAGAUAUCUUUAAACACUGAAGAAAAGAAGACUGCAUUGAUUGAUGCAGUAGCUAGGGCUGUGAAAGAAUGGUCAGAAAAUGAAGAACUAAUGUCUGCUUUAAAAGAACAGUCUUGGAAUGGAACAAGCUUUAACGAUGAAGUUAACACUUACGAGCUUGGAUGUGCAUUAAAGGCUCUUCUGAAAGGGGAACAGAAGCAUUGAUGUGCAUGUGCAGCUGCUUUGUUUUAAGCUUCAUAUUUUGUGCAAAGGGAAACUUGUAAUGGGGUUAGGUACUAUAGUUUCAAUUUCAUCAAAAAAUAUCAUUUUGUCAAUCUUUUUAAUGCUUUAUUUUACUGAAAUCACCAUCAUUGACCUGUAUACAUGUUUAUUUUACUGAAAACUGACACAUCUUAUUUAUGAACUAUUGAAUAUCAAACAUUAUUUCACUCAUAUCUCCCUAUUUCUGUUUCAACUUUAUUCAUCUUAAUCUUUUAAUUUAAAUAAAACUUUUGUGUGAGAGUUUU